AUGACCGCAACUAUUAAAGAUGUAAUGAAGGAAAGCAAGACUGCAGUAGAACUUCUGUUCUGCUUCCACAUCAUUAAUUUAAAACUUGUAAACUCAAACGCUUGUAGACAUAAAUAUUUAAUAUCAUUUUUCAUGUUAUUUAAAAAAAGUGUAUGGGAUAAUUUGAAGUGGAUGGAAAAUGUCUAUGAAUACAAAACAAGGCAAUUUUUGUCAAGAUUUUUAAUUCAUUCAUUGGCUUUCUCUCUCUCUAACAUGGUAAGGAAUUUCAAUUUCCUACGGAAAUCAUGCCUUGACAUCAACAUAUUGCACAUUGUUAAAAAACCAUCAACAUUAGCAUUAGCCUUGUUCAGCAUAGCAAUUCAACAUAAAAGGGAACGAAAGGAAUUAAAAGUGUGGAUACCAAACGAAUUCGAACAAAAAAAUUAUAAUUAA
Clunio marinus is the source of this 432-nucleotide messenger RNA. The record is from the annotation of a GenBank genome assembly. NCBI's taxonomy places the organism in Eukaryota, Metazoa, Arthropoda, Insecta, Diptera, Chironomidae.